Manduca sexta (tobacco hornworm) is the source of this 988-nucleotide messenger RNA. Its product is annotated as antitrypsin. Gene Ontology annotation, molecular function: serine-type endopeptidase inhibitor activity. Lineage: Eukaryota; Metazoa; Arthropoda; Insecta; Lepidoptera; Sphingidae. The record is from RefSeq and is a predicted model, not a curated record.
AAACGCAAUUCAAGAAACAUUUUAAAAACGGCCAACAACGUGUUCUUAAGCGAAAAUUUCAACUUAAACCCGCAGUUCAAAAGGAUAGCCGUUAACAACUUUGAUAGUGAUUUGACACCGACUUAUUUUGGAAAACCAGCUCUGGCCGCCCAAAAUAUCAACAGCUGGAUUGCUUCCAAGACUAAUGAUAAAAUUGACAAACUUGUUAGCCCAGAUGAUCUCAGUGGAAAUACGCAGAUGGUGAUGGUGAAUGCUGUAUACUUCAAGGGGUUGUGGGAGAUUCCAUUUAGGGAACAAGCCACACAAAAACGCAAUUUCACCUUAAGGGGUGAAAAGAAGGUGGCAUCGUUUAUGCAAACACGUCGUUAUUUCAAAGCUGGAACUCACAAGCCUGCUAUGGCGAAAGUGGUUGUUUUACCCUUCGAGUACAACGAAUACUCUCUUAUCGUCGUCUUACCGCUUAAAUCAUCUAAUGUUGACGCACUUCUUUCAUCACUUUCCAUGGAAGAUGUGGCCAGUUUCCUGGAUUUACCACCCAAAGACGUGGCACUGGAAUUACCUAAGUUUUCUAUCAAAGCCGAUAUUAAUUUGGAACCAGUUUUGAAUAAGAUGGGUGUAUCCAGCAUUUUUACCCAACAAGCGGAACUUUAUAAUCUUGGAUCACAUGGCUCGCUGUCUCCUCAAGUUUCAUCAGCUUUGCACUCAGCUGUUCUAACAAUCGAUGAGAGGGGAUCGGCGGCUGCCGCUACAUCUUUCGCAGCUGUAGCAUUAUCUUACGAUGAGCCUUCAUUAUAUUUCAGAGCCAACAAGCCUUUCCUGGCUAUAUUAUGGGAUAAUAGAUCGUCUAUUCCUCUAUUUAUGGCAAGAAUAAUGGAUCCUACAGUGAGGAUCUUUGGUAAUUCAUUGUCAAUAAAAUUAAUAUAGUAAAAGGCUGGAAAACGAUAUCGGUUUAUAAUACAAUUAUUCCACGUUUUAAAGAGUCAAUAUA